Molecule: messenger RNA, 1398 nt
Organism: Exophiala spinifera
Lineage: Eukaryota; Fungi; Ascomycota; Eurotiomycetes; Chaetothyriales; Herpotrichiellaceae
Exons: 2
Coding region: 1-1398 (465 amino acids)
Molecular function (GO): FAD binding
Source: RefSeq, a predicted model, not a curated record
AUGGGUUCCCUAGGCGUUGAACACCGUAAGGUCAUCAUUGUCGGAUGCGGCCCUGUCGGCUUGACCACCGCGACUAAUCUGGCAAGGGCUGGUGUACCGGUGCUGAUACUGGAGAGAAACCAUGAAGUCGAUCAAUCGCCUCGGGCAUCUGCAUAUCAGCCAUGUGCACAAGCCGAACUACUCGAGACUGGAACUCUAGAGGAUGUCAAGGCAGAAUCAGUCAUCAACGAUCGUCUUUCAUUUUGGGUCGACAAAGAACGAGUAGCAUAUGUCGACAAGAGAGAAGGUGGUGAAAUUUUCCCAGCAGGAAUCAACUGCCCGCAACCACAGUUGGCUGCUAUCUUGUUAAGACACUUAACGACCAAAUACAAUUCCGAAGUCAGAUUCAACCAACAGGUCAUCGAAGUGACCCAGGAUGAGGCAAGCAACAUAGUCACUGUCACAGCCCUCAAUCCUGCUACGAGCGAGCAUACGAGAUAUACUUGCGACUGGCUUAUUGGCACAGAUGGCGCUGGCUCAAGUGUUCGCAAGCUAUGCAAUAUCGCCUUUGAAGGAUUCUCCUGGCCAAAAGAAGAUUUUGUUGCCACGAAUAUCAAGUAUGACUUCUACAAGCACGGCUUUACGACCGCAAACUUUGUCCUGGAUCCUGUGAAUUGGGCAGUCGUCACCAUCCUGGGUGCCGAGAAGGACCUUUGGCGUAUUGCGUUCGGUCUACGGGCCGGCCUAACAAACGAGGAGAUCCGAGCUGAAUUGGACGAGCACUACAAGCACAUCUUCCCCGUCUGGCCGGUUGAGUAUGAGCUGGUCCAACUCAAUAAGUACAAGCCCCAUCAGAGGUGUGCUGCCACAUUCCGCAAAGGCAGGGUGAUGCUGGCUGGCGAUGCGGCACAUGCAAGUGAUAUGCUUUCCCAUAGCAACAACCCUAUUGGCGGCUUAGGGUUGACGACGGGGCUCCUGGAUGCAGGUCCCUUAGGACGAGCUCUCGCGGCUGUGAUCAACGGCCGAGCGCCCGAAUCACUGCUCGAUAUCUGGGCCAAGGCUCGACGUGACAAGUGGCUCAAUUUCACAAACGAAUUCUCCAUCGAGAACAAGCGGCUCAUCCAGCGUGGAGGAUACAGUGAGGAUCCCUUGGGAAUUUGGAAGAUCGACGACGUCGCAAGGGAGCAUAAUAUGGAGCAAUGGCUCGCGAUGGCCACCCCAGAAAAGAAGGACGCGGACCUGAGAUUCUACAAGGCCCUGGAAGAUCCCAAAGUCCAGCUCAUGAGCCGUAUGAAGCAGUGGGAGAUCACCAUGGAUCCAUCGUGGAUGGCGGAAUAUGAGGAUCCCGAAAUUGUAAAAUAUCGGAUCUCACUCCGACCUCCUAUGCUCUCGGCUGGCACGAUGGCAAACAGCGAGUAG